Molecule: messenger RNA, 1110 nt
Organism: Plasmodium vinckei vinckei
Lineage: Eukaryota; Apicomplexa; Aconoidasida; Haemosporida; Plasmodiidae
Product: conserved Plasmodium protein, unknown function
Exons: 1
Coding region: 1-1110 (369 amino acids)
Source: RefSeq, a predicted model, not a curated record
AUGAAUGUAGUUAUAUCACUUAUUUUCUUAAGUUCAAUAUUAUUGAACAAAAACAUAAUAACAGGUUAUCCUACAGGAAAAGCAAAUGACGAAAAUGAACGAUGCAGGUAUAUGAACAUUUUUGAAAAACCCAUUUUCUACAAUUGUUAUUUAUUUACGAAUGAUGGAAAUGGGUGUUGUAAAAUUUAUAUAAAAAAUCGUCAAGAAAAAAAGAAAAAGGAUGACCUACUUUCUUUAAAUGAUAUUCUUAAAGACUCCGCUGAUGAAUUUGAUAUAGAUGAAGUAAAACAUUUUUUCCCAGUUUUUAAUGAAAAGUUAUUUCACUCAAGUAAUGGAAAAGGAAAAGUAAAUAGUAAUGGUGAUUUAUUAAUCGAAUUUAAUAACAAAUAUUUUAAUUUAAAAGAUAUAAAAGUAAAUAUAAUACCUAAAAAAAAAAACAAGAAAACCUUUGAAAAUUAUGCUAGAUUUAUGAAAAAAGAAAGUGAUUAUAUAAAAAAAAAGAAUGAGAUAUUACAAAAUAGUCCCUUUUAUACAACUAGUACAUGUUUUAAAUCUAUUGGUGGGGAUAAAUGUAAAAAUAAUAAAAAAUCAAAAAAUAAAAAUGAAGAUAAUGAUGAAUACCCUGAUGAAGAAUUAGAUUACGAAUUAUCUAAAUCAUUAAAUGGAGAUAUGAACAUGAUGAAUGGUAAUUAUCAAAAUUCUAAAAAUAAUUUAGACCCUUUAAAAUAUAACACCGAUAAUCCAAAUGUUAAUGAAAAUAAUGUAGACACUGAUAAUAAUAACAACAGAACAUUUUUUUCUCGUGUUUAUAAUUUUUUUAAUAAUUUCUCACUAAUAAAUUCUUUAGCACGAUCUCCAAAAAAACUAAUGCAAAAAACAAUCGAAUUUAAAAAUCGCCUAAAUAAUAUGGACGCGUUAGAAAAGUUUCUAGAUAAUGAAUAUAUGAAUACAACCGAACAAAUAAAUACAAUUAUAACAAAUGACCUUCAAAAAGUAUUUACUACUGAUACUAAAGAAGAAAAUCCAAAUAAAAACAAAGGACUUAUAUCAUCCAUGUUUAGCAACAUGUUUUCCCUUAUUUAUUUACCAAGAGCAAAUGUUGAAUUAUAA